This is a messenger RNA of Plasmodium cynomolgi strain B, 3411 nucleotides long. RefSeq lists its product as hypothetical. The transcript is spliced from 3 exons. The record is from RefSeq and is a predicted model, not a curated record. The coding region runs from base 1 to 3411 and encodes 1136 amino acids. Lineage: Eukaryota; Apicomplexa; Aconoidasida; Haemosporida; Plasmodiidae.
AUGAACUCGAAGAACCAUUUCUUCAAAUCGCAGAUAAGUAAGUACCAGGAGAGUGACGUGGUGUCAAGUCGGGAUAGAAGGCGAGGAAAGAAAAGAGGGACAAAUACGACAAAUGUAAACGCCCUAGAUGUGGAUUCCAUUUAUAAGCAAGUUUUGAAAGACAUUCUGAAUAGUUUACUAAAUAUGAAUUUGUCCAUAACGAAGGAAAAUAUAAAAAGGAGGGAAAAGGAGGACUACUACGAAAACGGGGAUAACAACAACAAUAAUGGUAAUAGCAAUGGUAACAUCAACGGCAAAGAUAAUUUCAAUUCGGGCUCCAACUAUACAUAUGAAAAUUUACUGUUAAACUAUUUGUUCGGAACGCUGCAACAUUUGCAUGACAAGUUUUACAAAAUCGAAAUAAGCAACUAUGUUGCCAAGGAUUUAAACCAGAUUGAUGAAUAUUUUGUGGACGCCAAGUCGAACGCCAUUUUUUCCUACUGUUAUGACAAUUUUUAUAAGAAUGAAAUGGACAAGGAAAACUGCACUAUCCAUUUUUUUUUCUACCUGGUUAACAUAAUGUUUCGGUGCGGAAAUUACUUGGGGCUAAUCCAGAUAAUUAAGGGGGACGAAUUUGUGAAAAAUUUAAGCAUUGAUAACUAUCUGUACGACUUUGUAAUAUUACUUAUAAGAAUUUUAUUUUUAAUUUAUAAUAAAAGUAACGAGAUAAGCAUCUUCGAGAAUAUGAAGGUGGAUUUUGACUGCACGGACAUUUUUAAAAAAAAAAUUAACAUGUCUGUGUUGAUUAAUUUUUUCCACUCAAUUAUUUACCUCUGCGUUAACAACAUUUAUGCGUACGAUUUGCUGUGCGUGUUGUUUUCUGACAUUUUUUACAAAAAGGGGGCCAUGUACACCAAUCGGGACAAAAAAAUGGAGAUGAAAAAUAUUUUUCAUUACACGGAGGGGAGGAGCCCGAGCUGUGAGAACAAUCAUGACGAGGAUGGUGAUGACGAUGUUGAUGAUGAUGAUUAUCAUCAUGAUAGUCGUAUUGGACCGAAUAGAAGUGACUACAAUAGAGAGGGUGGUCAUUAUAAGGGCAGAAGAGGGUACGAUGGGGAGGAGGGAGCAGCUCCAGGGAAGGAUCCCAUGAGGGGAGGGCGGCCAGAGCAAAGAUCCAAAAGUCAAUACAGUGACGACUACUACGGUGAUUAUAGCGAUCUCCCUUAUGGUGAUCAGUACGACGACUACUAUGGUGAGCGGUACGUGGGUCACCCGAGGAACGGUGGUCGAGGUAGUAGGCAUCCUAGUAACCACCACAACGGAGGGAGACGACACCCUAACGAUGACCUAAUCGAUGAUGAACGGAGAAAUAGCAGACGUAGCAGUCGCAUCAGGGGCGAUGCGAGUAGUAACAAGAACAACCACUCGAUGAGGGGCUACUUCAGCAGCGAUGAGAAUAGCAACAACGGAAGAGCAAGGAAAGGGAAAAAAGGCACAAAUAAAACCUUCUUUUUUGACAUGUUUACAAAUAUGCUUCAGAAGCCGAAGAAGUCCCAAGAGGAUGAAUUUGGAAACAUCGAAAUAAAUGAAGAGAUGGAGGAUAGAAUGAACAGAGAUUCGGAACACAUAAGUUACAUCGAAUCUUUGGGAAUCACCAACAGGUAUGGUUAUAAUUUUGAAUACUGCAACAUCGAGACGAGUAUAUGGAUCGAGUUGACUUUGUUUCUUUCGAAAAACUUUGACUUGUAUGGAAGUAAAUUUCAAGAAAAUUUUGACAUCAUGGAUACUAACUUAACUUUUUACAAUUACGAUAACGAUAAUAAUGCAUUCUUAAAUGACACAAAAUAUAGAAGGGAGCAAAUAAACAGCAAAAUUGAAAAAUUAUUCAUUUGCAUAUCGCACUGUGUUGUUAACGAAAACAAAGAAUAUUUUGCCAUCUGUUCGAAACUCAAGGUGGAUGAAGUCAUAAAUAAUUUUAUUGUGGUGGAUGGGAAGAUAGCAGAAAAGGUUAAGGGCAACAUAUCAAAAGUUUUAAAAAAUAAUUUCGUGCUGUACAUUAAGCUAUUUUACUACCUUCUGUUAGUUGGAAAUAUUUACACCACCGUUGCGUUUUUAUCGUGUAUAUCGAACAAUGUGCAGAGGAUCCUCCUAGUGCUGACCAUAUUUUUGCACAAAAAUAACAUCUUCGAGAAUGAGCAGUUGAAUAAUAUAAAAUUAAAGACGUUACAAUUUUUGAAGUUAAAAAAUGAAAGCGACUCAUUUUUGGAUCAUUCCAUGAAUGGUAUUAAUGACGAAGUAUCAUCUGCAGCCGCAGCAGUAGCGGCCGCAGCGGUGGAAGCCACGGAAAUUGUGGCCACCUCUGUAGCAGACAGAAUGAAUUUAAUCAACCUGAGCUUGAAUAGUAUUGACAUCCCCUUUGACUAUUUUGUACUUCGAAAUAAUAACAUAAAUAUUUUGUUAAAAAUAACGUAUCUGCUUAAUUUGAAGACCAGCUUAAGUAUCAAACUGUUGAAGAGCAUUGUGCAGGAAAAUCAAGAUAUACUAUUGCACGAGAGUGUAAUUGGGCACAUAAAUAACGACGGAAAUAUACUUUAUGGAAAAUUACAUGACUUUUUAUUUUUAUUUAAGAAUAAAGUGAAAAUGAGAAAGGACAUAAAAUGCUACUUCUUAAUGUACUACGUUUUGUACAAGAAGAAACUCUUUCAUAAUAGUAAAUUAUGUAAACAUAAAAAUGAAAAUGACGAAGAGUAUCAUUACAAAUGCAGAAAUUUUAAGUAUGUGCAAAGUAAGAAUAUUAACACGUUGAAUAGGAUAUCCUUGGAUAACUCCAUCAUUAGUGUGCAUUGCUCCAUUUUGUACAAGAUUUCUCAGUUUUAUGCCAUCCUCGCGUACUUUGCUAACCAGAGGAAGAACUACAUCAUUUCUUUCAUCUGCUACUACAUUCUGAAGGAUGAACAGAGCGCCAUAAACUCCUUGAUUAGGAUUUACAACGACGAGCUGAUAUACUACUACCACAACAACGAGCGGGAGUACGUCUACAUCCGCAAGUGCGCCUUCCGCUUUUACCACUUGGCCAAGAACAUGUGGCCCUCAAACGUCAAGCUCGAAUCAAUUGAAAACAAGUCGUACCUAAUCCUGAGCAUCCUGUUCAUGAAGAGGAAGAUGUUCGAAGAGGCCUUUAUAAUCUUUUCAUCCAGCCUGAUUCCGGACAACAUGCUGGAGAAGCUGUCCACGGCGGAUUACUACAACAUCGAUUUGUCCUCCAACUUUUUGAUGACGCUGCGGGAGCUGUGUCGACAGAACUAUCAGAUAAACGAACUGGUAGGACAGACCACCCUUCACGCCGUUGUUAAAUUUUUGCUGCCCAUCAAGGACAAGUUGGAUGCUCAAGUUGUGGAGAGCAUCAACUAUCUGAGCACAUUAAGCUUUUAA